AUGAAUAAACAACGGAUUGUCGAAGUCAUAUUGUUAAUCACUAUCAUUUCACUCGUUGCUUUGUUUCAGCUAACAGAUUUUCCGAAUUCAGUCCUGAGUCUUGAUUUAAUCUCUAAGCCAAUCUUGCCGAAUUUCCAAACCACUGACAAAUCGAGAGCUGAUGAAAAGAAGCCGCCAUAUAUUGGAACCAAAGAGAAAACAGGCAAUGGUAUUAACGACACGAACAAAAUAAAUUUGGCAAGCUUUGAGCAAGAUAGCAAGUCUUUUGACAGUGCAUCCAACAUUUACGUGUCUCUUGGCUCAAACGCAAAUUCGGAUGUGAUGGAUGCGUUGCCGCUUGUUGUUAUGUCUUGGCUAAAACUCGGGAUUAAAUCUCUCCUCUGUCUGAUCGGCACAGAAGACGUAUACAAAGCGGACAAGAAACUGAGUUUGAUCUUGAGUUAUCUAAGAAAGUUCGAUGUGACAAUCACUUUUAUCCCGGGCCCUUUUGUCUUGAAUGAGAUCACUCUUGCCCAGAUCUUCACUUACAACACGCUCUGCUGUGGAUUUGUGACCGUUAAAAACAGCAAAGUUCAACAUUAUCCAGUAACAACAAUAGGAAUGAGAGUGAAGACGUGGAAAGAGAUUCUCGUUUAUUCAAAAGCCCGCUACGAAGAUGCGCUUUCAAUAGAGCAAGCUUUGAACAAGACUCUGGAUUCGAAAUACUUUGAUGAAAAGUACUUUAAUUUAACGAAAGGCAAGGGUAUAAAACAUACCAAUGCUUGGUACGCUGAUCAAGCCUACAUUUCGUAUCAUAUUUUUGUUUGGCAUAAGAGAAAGUAUGAUCAAAUCAAAAUGGGUUCAUGGGCUCAAAUCAGGAUUCGAAUUGAUCGAUGGAAGUGGCCACGGAAAGAUCAAUUGGAAAAACUAAGAAUCGAAAUGUUCAACGAUGCUCACCUCAUUCGCCCAUUGAUGCCAAAAUGGGAUGACGUUCGACCGCUUUUCGUCAAAAUCUUCUCAGAAGAUUAUAUGAAAAUAGCUGAUGAAUACGCUAAUGAAUAUUUAAAACUA
Mesorhabditis belari is the source of this 1050-nucleotide messenger RNA. The record is from the annotation of a GenBank genome assembly. Lineage: Eukaryota; Metazoa; Nematoda; Chromadorea; Rhabditida; Rhabditidae.